GUGCACUGUAAAUUGUUAGGCAGUGAUAAUGCAUGUGAUUUGAUGGGAAAUUAGAAUUUAGACAGAGAAGUGGGAAUGAUUUAGCUGAGAAUAUGGAAAACAAUGAAUGAUCCAGCUUUUUAGUACUGAAGAUACUUGUUAUAGUCUACAGAAAAUAAAAGACUCUAAAAGAGAGUAAUUUGAAAGGACCAGACUAGGAAGUAUAUUUCUGUUUAUUGUUGCUUCUUUUUGUAUCUCUUUAGUUGCCCAACAUGUUUGGAAACUUGCGUUCUACUUUCAUAGCCCUCUUGAUUGGCUCUUAUGCUUCUUCUGCUGUUACUUUUCCUGGAGUUAAGCUGAUCUAUGAUGCCGGAGUUUCCUUUAUCGUUAUCAUGCUUGUCUGGUCAGGCCUGGCUUGCCUCAUCUUCCUCAACUGCAUGAUCAACUGGCCUAAGGAGUCCUUCCCAGCUCCAGAAGAGGCCAACUAUACGAAGAAGAUCAAACUGAGCAGCCUAGCUCUAGAUCACAAGGUGACCGGUGACCGAUUCUACAUGCACGUGACGGCUGUGGGGCAACGGCUAAGCCAGAGGGAGCCGCAGCUGGAGAAGGGCAAAGAGGCACUCUACCCAUCAGUGCAGGACCUCUGCCAAGGGCCCACCAAAUCUGCCCAGCGCUCCAUCCCCUUCUGCCACAGUGUCUGUUCUCCCAUCUUUCUGUGGAGCCUCAUCCUAAUGGGCAUGACCCAGUUGCGCAUCAUCUUCUAUAUGGCAGCCAUGAACAAGAUGCUGGAGUUCCAGGUGACAGGUGGCGUGGACCCAGUGCCAAAAGAAUUGGAGGAUAAAGCCGAAAAAACAGUCAGUGUCUACUCUUCCAUCUUUGGUGUCAUGCAAUUGUUAUGUCUUCUCACUUGUCCCUUCAUUGGCUAUGUGAUGGACUGGCGCAUAAAGGAUUGUGUGGAUGCACCAGGCAAUAUAAACCGUGCUGGAUCUAUCAAUCCUGAGGGGAAAGGAAUUCCACCUACAGUCCGCUACCUUAAGAUCCAGAAGCUCACCAAUGCUAUCCGAGCUUUUGUCACCACCAACCUUCUGUUGGUUGGGUUUGGUAUCACCUGCUUGAUCAACAACCUUCCUCUGCAGUAUGUGACCUUCAUUCUUCACACCAUGGUGCGCGGCUUUUUCCAUUCUGCCUGUGGAGGUCUCUAUGCUGCUGUGUACCCUUCCAAUCACUUUGGUACAUUGACUGGACUCCAGUCUUUGAUCAGUGCCGUAUUUGCUCUCCUUCAACAGCCACUUUUCAUGGCUAUGGUGGGGCCAUUACACGGGGAUCCCUUCUGGGUGAAUCUUGCCCUCCUCAUCUUCUCAUUUAUGGGCUUCCUGCUCCCCUGCUAUCUCUUCUAUUACCGCUACAAACUUAUCCGGAAGCAAAUGGCCAAAGAUGGUGCUCCUAUGAAAUUCCAGGACAAUGCAGCUGCCAAUGGUUUGCUGAACAACGAUGCCACCUCUUUAUAAAUCAGGCUUGGGGAAAGUGGGGAGUUGUGGAUGAUGGAGAACAGAAUGAGGAAUUGGUGUGCCUAACAGAUGGAGCAAGGCGCCGUGAGCAAAGGGAUGAGACAAUACUGUGAGAACAUUACAUUUGGGAACUAUGAAAAUAACUGAGGUGCUUUUAAUUCUCAACAAAUGCCUAUCUAUAUUUAUAUCUAUAUUUUUAUAUAUAUAGAAACAAAACUCUAUUUUUUUGCAGGGUAUUUUGAAAAGCUCAGUGAUUUUUAAAUAGACAGUUAGAACAUCAGUCACUAAGCAUUGCAGACCAAGAAGCAUUUAUGAAAAGAUCUUGGAUGAAGAAUUGGCGGGAUGGAGUACCGUGUCUAACCUUAUAGCACCUUAGGUAGCCCUCGACAGUCAUAAUUUUCCAGGAUUGUUUGGCCCUGGGGAGGAAAUGGACUCUCACCACUUCCUUCCUCCCUGCCUGAUAAUUAUGGCAGAGAAAAUCAGGGAGUGACUGCAAAACCCUACAAGUAAAUUCAAAGGAUUAUUGUUUGCCAACAGUCCCAGGGAGUCCCUUGUGACUCUGUUCCCCUGGGUUUUGGCAACUAAUGUUGGGGUGUCAAAAAAUUCGAUGCUGUGUUAGUUCAUUGCUUGGUAAUGAAUGCUGCAGGUUGUGCCUUAGUCCCCAAUGCUGUUUUGAGCUUUAUAAGACAAGCCACCUCCCCAUGAAUUGUCCCCCAGAGAUGAAUUUAAUGGCCUUUUGAGUGCUGUGAAUUUUCCCAGAUAUUGUUCUUUGAUCUGUCUUGAUUGCAAGUGUGACAAGGUUUGUUUCCCACAGAAAUGUAGGAAGGCAUUGAUUUAACAAGACUUGUGUCAGAAGAAUAGAAGUGCCAAUUUUUCAUGACUGACUUUCUGCCUGGGCCUUUCCAAAAUAAAUUUUAAAAUCCUAGCAACUGGAUUUGCGCUGGUAGAUCCCAGCCAAAUGGUUUAUUUAUUUAUAUGGAAAUUGUAUUGCAGCCUUUCUAUUAAGAGCAGGCUGUGGUUUUUCUUAAACAAAAUAAAGCCACACAGUAAUUCAACAAUAAAAUUAAACAAAUUUCUGUGCAACA
Messenger RNA from Notechis scutatus (mainland tiger snake), 2572 nucleotides. NCBI's taxonomy places the organism in Eukaryota, Metazoa, Chordata, Lepidosauria, Squamata, Elapidae. The record is from RefSeq and is a predicted model, not a curated record.